AUGUCGGCCUGUACUAUUUCCCCCAAGCAGAUACUAAAACGAGAGUUGUCGCAGCGGGAGUAUGAGUUGUUGCAAGAAUGGGCUCCAGAAACCCUGAAGGAUUACACCCUUCCCAAGCCUAAUCCUCCCAUGAACCGAUUGCCCCAGUACCAGACGGUGCCCAGCCAACUUCAAGGCCCGAGCCCCCGACGCUCUAAGGUUCGAUCCUCGUCUGUCUACGAGGAAUGGAAGUCUCAGGCUUCGCAUGGAAGGACCGUGAACGAAACCCCGACCAUGGCAGUGAGCAAGGAGAAUCAAUCUGACGCGACUGUUUCUCCUACGAAUGCCAGAGUCAAUAGCAACCAGCCUGGCAGUCCGUCAUCUCCAGCAUCUCCCGCAUCUCCUGCAACUUCCGCAGGCGCAAAGCUUUGUCCUCAGGAGCCUGUUAAGAUCGUCACAUCGAACAAUCACUACGCAAAGCCGACUGUGAGCACCAGCAAUCGGUCUAUGACGAGCCCAGUCUCUAAAAUGGCAUCUAAAGCCGGGGAGCAUAGCAACAAGACCAAAGGCUUAGAGAACCGUCAGAGGCCACGUCAGGACAUCAUUGUUUACACGGCCCCGAACGGGUGCAAAGUCCGCAGGGAUGUCCUGUCCAAAUGGUCCCUCGGGAUCAAGACUUCCAACAAGCUUACAAUUUAUUUCCGGCCAAACUUCGUCGAAGACCCGUGGAAAGGUUUGAAACCGGUGCUGACUAUCUCCCAUAAACAUUGGUGGUGA
This is a messenger RNA of Aspergillus sclerotioniger CBS 115572, 756 nucleotides long. RefSeq lists its product as uncharacterized. Bases 1 to 756 code for a protein of 251 amino acids. The transcript is spliced from 2 exons. Lineage: Eukaryota; Fungi; Ascomycota; Eurotiomycetes; Eurotiales; Aspergillaceae. The record is from RefSeq and is a predicted model, not a curated record.